AUGAAAGUGUUUGUGAUUUGCUGUUUAGUAUCCCGUAUUGUAUCAUUUUGUAAUCCUGCUUUUGUUGGAGAAGAGGCAAUUGAAACUGAACAUGGAUGUUACGAUUAUGACUAUGGAUUUUUACCAGGUACUGCCCCGUUGCAAGAACAACAACCAAUAACAACUGUAAUAACACCUACUCAACCUAGUACAGGUAUUACAGGACAAAAUUGUGCAAGCAGUGAUGAUGGAAGUGAAGGCUUCAGUCUUAUUGAUUUACCAAUAGUUCUUGGCUUAAAUUUUCUUAGUAAUGGUAAUGCAAAGGGUGUAACAAGCUCUGGAAGAAACGGUCAUGGAACUGGUAGAAAAGCUCUUUUAAGCUUACCUUUAGAUUUAGGAAUAAACCUAUUAAGUAAUGGUGAUGCAAACGCUGUUAAUGAUAAAACAACAGAAUGUACUUCGUCUGCAGGUACAACUUAUUUUGACAAUGGGAGCGAUGGAAACGGUGGUUUCAGUCUUAUCAAUGCACCAAUUGCAUUGCCAUUGAAUAUACUUAGCAACGGAAAUACAACAGCAGUAGCUGCGACAAGUGAGAAUAAAGGAAAGGGUAGUAUCGAUCUAAUUAAUUUACCCAUCGCACAGGCAUUGAAUGUCUUAGGUAGUGGGAAUACAACUGCCACAUCUACGACUGGUAAAAAUACAGGAACUGGUAGUAACAACCUCAUCAAUGCUCCAUUAGGAAGGGCCACAAAUAUAGCUAGUAAAGGAGACACUACCGGCAUAGCUUCAUCGGGUGGAAAUAAAGGAAAUGGCAGUAACAAUCUAUUGAAUAUCCCUCAAGGAAUUGGCAAUAAUAUACUUUCUAACGCAAAUACAACUGGAAUAUCAUCGUCUGGUAAAAAUGAAGGAAAUGGUAGUAACAACCUUAUUAAUAAUCCAAUAGGAGUUGGAAAUAGUAUUAUUGGUGCUGGAACAACAACUGGAAUAGCUUCGACUGGCGGAAAUAAAGGAGACGGUAGCAACAACCUCAUAAACAGACCAAGAGGAGUGUCUAGAAAUACACUGAGUAUCGGAAAUAAACUUGGAAUAGCUACGUCUGGUAGAAAUGAAGGAAAGAGCAGUAACAAUAUUAUUAAUAAUCCAAACGGAGUUGGCAAUAGUGUCCUUAGUACUGGGAAUACAACUGGAAUAUCAUCGUCUGGUAAAAAUGAAGGAAAUGGUAGUAACAACCUUAUUAAUAAUCCAAUAGGAGUUGGAAAUAGUAUUAUUGGUGCCGGAACAACAACUGGAAUAGCUUCGACUGGUGGAAAUAAAGGAGACGGUAGCAACAACCUCAUAAACAGACCAAGAGGAGUAGCUAGAAAUACACUGAGUAUCGGAAAUCAACUUGGAAUAGCUUCGUCUGGUAGAAAUGAAGGAAAGGGCAGUAACAAUAUUAUUAAUAAUCCAAACGGAGUUGGCAAUAGUGUCCUUAGUACUGGGAAUACAACUGGAAUAUCAUCGUCUGGUAAAAAUGAAGGAAAUGGUAGUAACAACCUUAUUAAUAAUCCAAUAGGAGUUGGAAAUAGUAUUAUUGGUGCCGGAACAACAACUGGAAUAGCUUCGACUGGUGGAAAUAAAGGAGACGGUAGCAACAACCUCAUAAACAGACCAAGAGGAGUAGCUAGAAAUACACUGAGUAUCGGAAAUCAACUUGGAAUAGCUUCGUCUGGUAGAAAUGAAGGAAAGGGCAGUAACAAUAUUAUUAAUAAUCCAAACGGAGUUGGCAAUAGUGUCCUAAGUACUGGGAAUACAACUGGAAUAUCAUCGUCUGGUAAAAAUGAAGGAAAUGGUAGUAACAACCUUAUUAAUAAUCCAAUAGGAGUUGGAAAUAGUAUUAUUGGUGCCGGAACAACAACUGGAAUAGCUUCGACUGGCGGAAAUAAAGGAGACGGUAGCAACAACCUCAUAAACAGACCAAGAGGAGUGGCUAGAAAUACACUGAGUAUCGGAAAUAAACUUGGAAUAGCUACGUCUGGUAGAAAUGAAGGAAAGGGCAGUAACAAUAUUAUUAAUAAUCCAAACGGAGUUGGCAAUAGUGUCCUUAGUACUGGGAAUACAACUGGAAUUGCUUCAUCUGGUAAAAAUAAGGGAUGUGGUAGUAACAAUCUUGUUACUGGGCCCCGAGGAAUUGCUAGAAAUACACAAAGUACCGCAAAUACAUUUGCAGAAGCUUCAUCUGGAGGAAAUAUUGGAAGUGGAAAUAACAACUUAAUAAAUAGGCCAAGAGCAAUCGCUCAAAGUCGUCAUAAUAGCACGGAUAUAACUAAAAGAGUCUGCUCUGGUGGAAAUCAAGGCAGUGAUAAUAACCACACCAUUUAA
This is a messenger RNA of Chrysoperla carnea, 2340 nucleotides long. RefSeq lists its product as uncharacterized. The transcript has 3 exons. The record is from RefSeq and is a predicted model, not a curated record. Bases 1 to 2340 code for a protein of 779 amino acids. Lineage: Eukaryota; Metazoa; Arthropoda; Insecta; Neuroptera; Chrysopidae.